This is a messenger RNA of Synchytrium microbalum, 1740 nucleotides long. RefSeq lists its product as uncharacterized. Gene Ontology annotation, cellular component: NADPH oxidase complex; plasma membrane. The record is from RefSeq and is a predicted model, not a curated record. Bases 1 to 1740 code for a protein of 579 amino acids. Gene Ontology annotation, molecular function: superoxide-generating NAD(P)H oxidase activity. Gene Ontology annotation, biological process: superoxide anion generation; defense response. The transcript has 8 exons. NCBI's taxonomy places the organism in Eukaryota, Fungi, Chytridiomycota, Chytridiomycetes, Synchytriales, Synchytriaceae.
AUGUCAUGGCCCUCACCUUCUUAUGUUUCAUCCAACAAAUUACUGCCACCAGUAGCAAUGAACGUCGGAUCCACAGAUACAGUGGGAGGAGCGAGAUCUACGGACGUUUUGAAUCUGCCAGUCGUCCGUGUACGCAGAAAGAAGGGCAAAUGGCAGGUGAACUUUGAGAAUUGGUUGACGAACGAUGGCAAGUAUUUUGACCCAAGAUCAAAUGGACCAUCUUACAUAUUCCUCGGACUCUGGAUUGCCGGAAACGUGGCACAAUUCGGAUACACAUUCAAUUUCUACAAUUCAAAUCCAAGCUUUUCAAACUUCCGAACAAUGUUGGGGAUUACACUACCAUUAGCAAGAGGAGCAGCAUCAUGUAUUGAUUUAAGUGCUGGGAUUAUAUUGUUGCCUGUAUGUCGUAAUUUGCUGAGUCUGUUACGGAAUACGCCGAUUCAGAGAUAUGUGCCUGUGGAUCGGAAUAUUGACUUUCAUCGAUUCUUGGGAUGGAGUGUGGUGCUGUGGAGUUUUGUACAUAGUGUGGCGCACAUGUUUAAUUUGUUGAAUCUGUCGAGGUAUCAGGUUGGACUUGUCAAGCCUGAGACCGUUGCUGUAACGUCCGGGCCAGGAGCAACAGGCCAAAUCCUCGUAGUCCUCUUAUUCCUCAUCGUGACAGCAUCAAUCUACACCGUCAGGAGGAAAUUCUUUGAAAUCUUUUGGUUUACCCAUCACCUAUUUAUCGUCUUCUUUGCCAUCCUGCUCACACACGGCACGUUUUGUUUCAUACAAACGAAUAAUGGCUCUUGUGCUGGAGCAGCGUUUUGGAAGUACUGGGUCUUCUUCGGUGGACUAUAUCUACUGGAAAGGAUUGUGCGUGAACUACGAGGACGGCUACCGACGAAUAUCAGUAAAGUGGUAAUGCAUCCGAGUAGAGUGUGUGAAGUACAGAUCCGGAAACCUAGUUGCAAGAUCCGAUCUGGACAGUAUAUCUUCUUGUGCUGUCCCCAAGUCGCUGGAUAUGAGUGGCAUCCAUUCACACUCACAUCAGCACCUGAAGAAGACUUCAUAUCAGUACACAUACGAGUCGCGGGAGACUGGACUACAGCAUUUGCGAAGCAAGUAGGAUGCCAAUGGGACGAUAGAGGAAAUCCGUCAAAAACACUUGAAGCUGCUGUAGGCAAUGAUGCCAGACUGGUUUUGCCACGUGUUAUGGUGGAUGGUCCAUAUGGUGCUGCCAGUGAGGAUGUCUUCAACUAUGAAGUUUCAGUCUGCUUUGGUGCUGGUAUAGGUGUUACGCCUUUCGCUUCUAUGCUCAAGUCGAUAUGGUAUAAGGUCAAAAACCCUACGAAAGUCAUACCGCUGCGAAAGGUUUACUUCUAUUGGAUUUGUCGUGACAAAGAUGCAUUUGAAUGGUUUCAAGAUUUGCUAGUAGCACUAGAAGAAGAAGAUCUCGGGAAAUUCUUGGAAAUCGAACUGUAUAUUACGGGUUCAUUAAAACCCAACGAAGUGUUUAAUGUGAUUCUGAAUGACGAAGAGGGUAUCAAAGAUGGUCUAACCGGACUUAAAUCAGCUACAAAGUUUGGCAGACCAAAUCUCGAUGCCAUUUUCAAAUCAUUGGGAGAAAGACAUCCACACACGGAUUGUGGAGUCUUCUUCUGUGGCCCCAAGCCAUUGAAUGCUAUGCUACAUGCUUGCUGUAACAAGUAUACGCAGACUGAUGGAACAAGGUUUUACUAUCACAAAGAAAACUUCUAA